This is a messenger RNA of Thalassophryne amazonica, 2756 nucleotides long. RefSeq names its product nicotinate-nucleotide pyrophosphorylase [carboxylating]-like. Gene Ontology annotation, biological process: NAD+ biosynthetic process; quinolinate catabolic process. Gene Ontology annotation, molecular function: nicotinate-nucleotide diphosphorylase (carboxylating) activity. Bases 177 to 1361 code for a protein of 394 amino acids. Lineage: Eukaryota; Metazoa; Chordata; Actinopteri; Batrachoidiformes; Batrachoididae. The record is from RefSeq and is a predicted model, not a curated record. The transcript is spliced from 6 exons. Gene Ontology annotation, cellular component: cytoplasm.
CUGGGGAACCUCCAGUCACUCCACGAACCUCACGGCUUCGGACGGAACCAGCGACACUGAAGAUCAAAGCCCAGCCCACGAAACCGACGUGUCCGUCAACAACUCGCUUCUGAGCCCAGAGUCGUGGUGUGAUUCUCCACCUAAGGCCAAGCGAAGGAAGAAGGGUGUCGGCAGACAUGAGGGACCUGUUCAGAGAGAUGGACAAGGACUUCAACAAGCGAGAACGCCUUCGACUGUUGGAGGAGCGGGAGUAUGAGGAGCAUGCACGGAGGGAGGCGCGGGUGGAGAAGAUACAGGAGGUGGCCGUUCUUCAGGACAUGACGUCUCUCCUGCGACAAAUGGUCCAGUGUUUGCCUGCCACGCAGCCUCAGUACAUGCACUCAGCGCACACUUCCUGCAGAAUGUCGUCACACACGGUGUCGGACUCGAUCCCACCCCACACGCUCAGGCGGCUGGCAGGGGAGUGGCUGGCAGAGGACACGCCAAACUUUGACCCGGCUGGAGUGUGCGUGGGCUCUCAGGAGGUAGAGGCGGGGCUGCUGUGUAAAACGGCGUGCAGCGUCCUGGCAGGAAGCCCCUUCUUCACCGCAGUGUUCACUGAGGUCGGCUGCACCGUGGACUGGAUUUUCCAUGAAGGAACACAGAUUGCAGUGGGUGUCGUCGUGUUCAUCAUACCUCUGUCAGGUCCAGACGCCGUUACGCUGACUGCUGUGGUGCGAGGACCGGCAAGGGGCCUCCUGCUCGGAGAACGGCCGGCCCUGAAUUGCCUGGCCCGGGCCUCGGGAAUUGCUACCCGCUGCUCUCAGCUCCAGGCUGUGGUCAAAGCUGCGGGCUGGCACGGCGAGGUGGCCGGCACACGCAAGACGACCCCAGGUUUCCGCCUGGUGGAGAAGUACGCCAUGCUGGUUGGCGGCGUGUCCAUGCACAGGCAGGACCUGAGUGGCAUGGUGAUGCUGAAGGACAACCACAUCUGGGCAUCUGGAUGCAUCACAGAGGCUGUGAAGGCGGCCCGCACGGUCUGUGGCUUCAGCAGUAAGAUCGAGGUGGAGUGUCGCUCUGCAGAGGAGGGCAGCCAGGCGGCCCGAGCAGGAGCCGACAUUGUCAUGCUGGACAACUUUCAGCCUCAGGAUCUCCAUGUCACCGCUCGUGCCUUGAAGGAAGAGUUCCCAUCUCUGCUGAUAGAAGCCAGCGGAGGAGUGACUCCAGAGACCCUCACCAAGUAUUUGUCCCCUCACGUGGACAUCGUGUCCCUCGGCUGCAUAACGCAGGGUUGCCCUAUUGUAGAUUUUUCUCUCAAAGUUCAAAAGCCUGUCACUCAUUCAAGUCUCCAACCAUUGUGUAAGGACAGUCCCCUUCACUGAAUGACAAAUUGUUUCAAUUUUAUUCUGACUUUUGUGUGUCCACUUCUGAUACAAUUCUAAAGCUUCCGAAAAGAGAAAAACAAAAAAUCUCUCAGUCCACCCAAAAACAACACUGUAUUGACUCCAUUAAAAGCCCAGAGGGCCUGCAAUUUGUGUGUGUGUGUGUGUUUGGGGGGGGCAUUUAUUGAUGAUUAUUCACAUGCAUGCAUGCUGUACCCAGUAUAGCCUUAUGGUACACAAGACUCUAAACAAAUGUUUUUCUGCAUGUAGUAGCUGCUACACAAUUAGAUAAAAUGGCUCGGCUCAAACAAACGUUGCUACUCAGUAGCAUUCAAGCUAAAAUCAUGAAAGAGAUGGCAGAGAAGGGAAAGCACCAUGCAGCUCAGCUAUUCCUAGAUGAUAGGAAAUGCAUCUGGGAGUGGUGUAGGAACAAGGAUAAGCUGGUCAAAACAGCAAAAUGGCUGCCUGUUGGGAGGGAGGAAAGUGCGUUAUGAGGACACUGAAGAGGAGCUGAUAAAACGGUUCCAACAGGGAUGGGUCUGAAAUACGAGGCACUGCGGCCGCAUAAGCAACCAGUACAGAACAGGAAACCAGAAGAGACUUGAUAUUUCGUGGCAAUGAGUUAGGACUAUUUCAUUUUCAUUUUACUCUGUUCUCUCAGGAAUUCACAAUUUCACUACAUGCAAUGUGUGCCCCCCCCCCCCCCCCCCCCCCAAAAAAAAAAAAAAAAUUAGAGGGGAGCUUUUAAUGGAGUAAAUACAGUAGGUCUGCUUACCACCUUUACAGGCCCUGACACCUGUUGGUGCUUAUUCCUAUAUUCCAUAGGGUCAAGCGGAUGAGAGUCUAUGACUCCUCCCUAGUGGACGAGAUGCAGGCUACUUCCACAACUAAAUCCGGUAACUAUUUUUACAGCUGAGUGGACUGAGACAGUGUCAAUUAAGAGUCUUGUCCAAGGACACAGACAGGUAGCAUGAGUGGGAUUUGAACCCAGGUUUAAAUAUUGACAGGCCAGCUCCUUAUCCACUCUGUGACCUUGACCUUUUGGCUAACUGUUAAAAAAAUGAUUUGGUUGUUUUAUUCCUGAAAGACCUUUCAAUUAUUGAAACAGGUUUGAUCCAAACCAGCUCCAACCUGUUUGGGUUCAGCUGCAUCCUGCACUCUGUGGGCCACAGGUGCACUGUGGAUUCUUCAAAGUUUUCCAGUAAUCUCUGCUGUUUUGACCCCCUUUAAAAAAGAAAAAACAUUUUUAUACAUUUUUUAAGUGAUUCUGGUUUAAUCUCAAAUGUGUACUUUAUUUUCUUUUUAAUAAUUUAUGUAUUUUAAUUGUUCCAGUGUUUUAUGUCAACUACAUUUUCUGCAUGAAAGGUGCUAUAUAAAAUAAAGUUUAUAAUUAUC